GGCUAGUAGCUGCUAAUUAAGCAGCAAGCAAAGGUACCCAGCAACCUUCCCUUUGGCUUCCCCCACAAAACGCGGCCGCCGCGCGCGUAUCCGAGGCUGAGGCUCCUCUUCCUCUUCCUCUUCCUCCUCCUCUCGGCGGCGGCGGCGGCGGCGGGUCUCCAUUUGCUCAAGCUUGCCUGCCAUGCCCAUGGGGACGAGGUAGCGCUUCCCUUCCUGCCUGCGGUACAUACUAACUAAGCAGAGGGCAUCCCUCAUAUAUAGGCUUUGCGAAAUCAAUCAACAAGCUUGGGGAGGAGAAGAGGAAGAGGAAGAGGAGAUGGAGCAGGGGGGUGAGGCCGGCACCGGCGGUGGGCUGGGCAACCUGCGCGCGCUGCUGGCCAUCCUCCAGUGGUGGGGCUUCAACGUCACCGUCAUCAUCAUCAACAAGUGGAUCUUCCAGAAGCUGGAUUUCAAAUUUCCUCUGACGGUGUCUUGUGUCCACUUCAUAUGCUCUUCAAUUGGGGCUUAUAUUGCAAUCCAUGUGCUCAAAGCAAAACCACUCAUUCAAGUCGAACCAGAAGACCGUUGGAGAAGGAUUUUUCCAAUGUCAUUUGUCUUCUGCAUAAACAUCGUGCUCGGAAAUGUCAGCCUGCGCUACAUCCCAGUCUCCUUUAUGCAGACUAUCAAAUCUUUCACCCCUGCAACCACGGUUAUUCUGCAGUGGUUAGUUUGGAGCAAGCAUUUUGAGUGGCGCAUAUGGGCUUCGCUGGUCCCAAUAGUUGGGGGAAUACUCCUAACUUCAAUAACAGAGCUUAGUUUCAACAUGUUUGGUUUCUGUGCUGCCAUGGUUGGCUGCCUUGCUACAUCUACCAAGACCAUUUUGGCAGAGUCUCUACUCCACGGAUACAAAUUUGACAGCAUUAACACAGUGUACUACAUGGCACCCUUUGCCACCAUGAUACUGGCUCUACCAGCAGUGUUACUUGAAGGAGGCGGUGUGGUUACCUGGUUCUACACACAUGACUCCAUUGCUUCUGCACUAGUUAUCAUCAUAGGCUCUGGAGUGCUUGCAUUUUGCCUAAACUUCUCCAUUUUCUACGUGAUCCAUUCAACCACUGCAGUGACCUUCAAUGUUGCUGGCAACCUGAAAGUUGCUGUUGCUGUAUUGGUGUCAUGGUUGAUCUUCCGGAACCCUAUCUCUCCUAUGAAUGCAAUCGGAUGCGCGAUCACGCUCGUUGGCUGUACUUUUUAUGGGUAUGUGAGGCAUUUGAUCCCUCAACAGCAGGCUGUAGCUCCAGGAACAGGAAGCCCAACAACAUCGCAAACAAAUUCGCCGAGAAGUCGGAUGGAGAUGCUCCCCCUUGUAGGCGACAAGCAAGAAAAGGUUUAACAAAAGAAUACACUUUGUACUAUGCAAUAGUCAUUAUGGUCUGGAUUCCCUUGUAGUUCGAACUAUUGUGUUCCUUCAAGUUACUGUUUUCAAAUUGGCCAGAAACUGCCGCACGCUAAACUUCCUUUCUGUGUAGUGCAUACGGAAUUUUUUCUACUACUAGGAUGUCACGCAAGUCCAGCGUCAUUUUCUGUUGCUAGACGUGUAACGCACUGAAUGAACAGUUGGAUAUCUCAUCUAACCAAUUUGUCUUAA
Messenger RNA from Oryza sativa Japonica Group (Japanese rice), 1624 nucleotides. Its product is annotated as UDP-galactose transporter 1. Gene Ontology annotation, cellular component: Golgi apparatus. Gene Ontology annotation, molecular function: UDP-galactose transmembrane transporter activity; UDP-glucose transmembrane transporter activity; antiporter activity. Lineage: Eukaryota; Viridiplantae; Streptophyta; Magnoliopsida; Poales; Poaceae. The record is from RefSeq and is a predicted model, not a curated record.